UGAUCUUACUGCCAUAUUUCCCCCCUUAAAUUCCCUUUCCUCUUCUUCGUACAUAAAGUAAUAAAUUAAUUACCAGCCUAAAACAAUUUGGCAACUCCACCAAUAAUUCUGAAAACAUAUAUCUACCCAACAUAUCUCAGGGGAAACAAAAACAGAGCCGCCUCAAGAAAAUUUCAAUUCCAACCUCAUCAAAAAAAAUGGGGAGAUCACCGGAACUCACCUCCCACAAGUUCACAGCCAUGGCCAUCGCCGCUUUCUCAGCCAUGUCCAUCUUACUCAUCACCUCCAUCAUCUUCCCCAACCCAUUCUCCGAUCUCGCCCAGCAAUUCUUCUCCCCAAUUCUCAAGAACUCUCCCCCUGAACAACAACCCCCACAAGACCAAUCUUGCAUCAGUAGAACCCAGAAAGCCUCAUACCAGAAAAAAUCUCCAUCCCCUGUUCCAUCUCCAUACCUGCUCUCCAAGCUCCGCGACUACGAACGCCGCCACAAGAACUGCGAGCCUUUCUCCGAACCCUUUAACAGAACAUUGAAACUACUCACCGGAAAUUCAACUACCAACUCAACUGAAUCCGAUUACAGAUACGUCGUCUUUACGCUGCACGUAAAUGGGUUGGGGAACAGAAUGCUCGGCCUCUCCUCUGCUUUCCUCUACGCUCUGCUCACGGAUCGAGUCCUGCUAGUCGAUUUCGGCCCCGACAUGGCUGAUAUCUUCUGCGAACCAUUUAAGAAUUCCACCUGGUUAUUACCUGACGGCUUCCCCUUCAGAAACCAAUUCUACAGUCCCAAAUUUCGGGAAGCUCAUAGCUUCGGUACCCUGCUUCGUGACAACAGCAAUUUCACCCAAUCGGUCCCGCCUCUGCCGCCGCCGAUUCUCCAUCUCUUCCUCUCCUACGAAUACAACGAUUACGACAAGCUUUUCUACAGGGACGAGAAUCAGGAGUUUCUCCAGGGUGUCCCAUGGCUCACCCUGAGAUCGGAUCAGUAUUUCGUUCCUUACCUUUUCCUGAUGCCUCGUUUCAGGGCAGAGUUGGAGAGGCUUUUUCCUGACAAGGAGACAGUUUUCCACCACUUGGGGAAUUACCUCUUCAACCCUUCGAAUCAAGCUUGGGGGCUCAUCACCAGGUUCUACGACGCGUACCUGGCGAGAGCUGACGAGAGAAUCGGGCUUCAGGUUCGCGUUUUCAACACCAAAGCAAGUCCGAUCCCACUCGUCGCGAAGCAGCUUUUAAAGUGCACACAGAGUGAAGGGAUCCUGCCUCAGCUUCAAGUGUCAACAAAUUCCUCCUUUUCUUCUGUCAAGGUCACCAACAAUACAUCGUCGACGAAGACAAAGGCUGUCCUGAUAGGUUCGUUGUACCGCGAAUUCUACGAGGAGAUGAAGUACGCGUACUGGACGAGAGCGAGUGUGGAUGGUGGUGGAGAAUCUGUUGGUUUUCACCAGGCGAGUCAUGAAGGCAGCCAGAAUUCGGAGAGCAACUCGCACAACAUGAAGGCAUUGGCUGAUAUCUAUCUAUUGAGCUUGUGUGAUGUUUUGGUGACGAGUCGUUGGUCGACUUUCGGGUACGUUGCUCAAGCGAUUGGAAGGGUGAAGCCAUGGAUUCUGAACGUUCCGAAUACCAAUUACAGUGGGGAUAGGCUGCCGGAGCGGGCUUGUAGACGGGCGGUUUCUAUGGAGCCGUGUUUUCACUAUCCUCCAAGUUAUGACAUGAAGAAGAAGGUUGUGGUUGAUGGUGAAGUAGGGACGGGCCCUCCUGUUGUGCACUGUGAAGAUGUAAGCUGGGGAUUAAAGCUUGUCAAUGGCCGGCAAAUUGAGAGAUUGGAAUAAAGGUGUUUUGAUUUAGGUUUCUCUAUUGGCCGAUAGUUUCACUUUCUUGUCUUGUAGAGUAGAUGGACUUCAGUUUUGUUGAAUGGACUUUAUACUCUUUAGAAAGGAUCCUGUCAGUUUUGUUGUCUGGUACUGCUCUUUAGGCUGGUCACUAUUGUGUUGUUGUGGUUGCAUGGGGAGAUGGUGAUUUUUUUUACUACCGUCUUAUUUUUUGGCCACUAGUUGUGGGGAGGUUAAAAAACAGUGUCGCACCAA
This is a messenger RNA of Linum trigynum, 2081 nucleotides long. Lineage: Eukaryota; Viridiplantae; Streptophyta; Magnoliopsida; Malpighiales; Linaceae. The record is from the annotation of a GenBank genome assembly.